This is a messenger RNA of Mandrillus leucophaeus (drill), 743 nucleotides long. RefSeq lists its product as uncharacterized. NCBI's taxonomy places the organism in Eukaryota, Metazoa, Chordata, Mammalia, Primates, Cercopithecidae. The record is from RefSeq and is a predicted model, not a curated record. Bases 1 to 627 code for a protein of 208 amino acids. The transcript is spliced from 5 exons.
AUGCGCUCAGAUGUCCAACGCAGGCCCACCUUCCGCCGCCUGGAAGGCCCAGGUGUGGCUGGAGGGCGGCUGAAAGGGUCAGAACACGGGACUAUUCUCAACUUUGGGCUUUUACACAGCAGUUUCAAAGACAAAGGGGCUUUUCAGCGAGAGGUGGAUGGCCGCGACAUUCCAGGGAGGAAAAACGGGGGGGUGAGGGGGGGCAAAGACGCCCUUCUGACCUCCUACCUCGGUGACGCGUCCCACCACGCCCGCGAGGAGCCCUCAGGCUACGCCUUCGCCGCGCUCGCUCCCCUAGCUCCGAUCCUCGGCGGGGGGAGGGGCGCGGUGCGGCCGGCGCUCUCUGAUUGGCUCCCGCGUCGGUGGGGAGCGGACGUUGGAAAUUGCUGGAAGUUGGAGGCAGGGGAGCGGUCACUCGCGGCGAGCGCCGGCGGCGGCCAGGGCGCAAAGUUGAGAGCAGUCCCUAGUCUGAGCCUUUCAGUCGCCCUCCAGUAUCAUCAGUACCACGGACUUCACCAUGGACUUACCACUUGCUGCGGCCCCUCAGCAACCCAGUGCACCUGCCACUCCACCAGAGGGAAACCAGUCAGGAGUGGGAGGCCUCUGAACAAGCUGUAUUCUGUGUAGCCGCCAGCUUCCAUUUUUCUCCAGGCAGAACGCUGGCCCUCAGCACCUCUUUCUGCUUCCCCUUGGUCAGACCACUGAGGACUGCCGCUGUCCUGUCUGACUCCUCCUGUUUCGGU